UCUUGGUCGAUCGUUGAGGAUCCUGAGGUGCCCAGGAUCUCCUGUGGGCCCCUGAGGCCAUCGGGGAACGAGAAAUUCCCGUGGAGCACGUGCUGGCAGGGCGAUGUCUUCUUUGACGUGCCUACUGCAGCGAGGCCCGGCACAAGCUGCACGCUCCAUGGGUGGAGCCGAACGGAAUAGGCACGCACGCUGGGCCACCGAGCGCCUUGAGGAUUACCGCGACCGCGGGGAAGGAAGAGGAGUCUGGUCAAGCACGCUCCAGUGCGCCGUGGCGGCCUGCGCCGGGUCUGGAGCCCUCCUGGGCGAGGUCGGGGGGAAGAUGCCAGUAACCAUCCAGCGCGGUAAGAGGGCGGGGCGCGGGAGGAGGCCGAAGGGCGCCCGCGCUCCAGGAAACACUCUGCCCGAGCCCGCGCAGUCCCCCGUUUGAGGGGCGCGCCGGGCGAGGGAGCUAGCUCCAAAAGGAGGGGGGGACGCGGGACAUAGGCUGGACAGUGGCGAGCCAGGGGAGGGAGCUCCAGGGAGGAGGAGGAGGAGGAGGAGGAGGAGGAGGAGGAGAAGCGAGGGGGGUCACGAAGGGCAGCAGGGAGGAGUCGAUACAACUCUGGCCGAUGGGCCCCUGCCAAGAGGGGCAGCGGGCUUCGGCUAAGAGAGGCACUGAAGUGAGAGGCGGACCCUUGCAGCACAUAGAGGCGAUCGGACACCUCGCUAGGACAAAUCCUGGGGCGCCUGACUCGUCAUUGCACCGGCCUUGCAGACGUGCUGCAGCGGAUUCCUGCGUGGAUUUCUGCGGGGGAAGUGCCAAGAGCGGAUUGGAAUCUGGGCUUCCAAGAAUACUUACCUACAACGACCGAUGGGUACACUGUCGCGAAAGCGGAGCGGCCUGCCCUGUCAGCUCCGCUUGACAGCCUCGGGCUGUCGCGCCAGCGAGUGCGAAUUCGACUCAAGGCCAUUGAAGGCCGCUGACAACACACUACAGGCCGCUAUACUAAACCGAGACGGCAUGUACUGGAAUGAGCUUCCAAAAAGACUCGCCCAGCACUUCGAGACGUGGCUCGCACGACAUCAGCUCGACCGAGGCGGCAUGUGCUGGAAUGAGCUUCCACAAGUAUUCACCCAGCACUUCGAGACGCGGCUCGCACGACAUCUGCUCGAGCUGUAGAGCUACGCCCAGACAGCGCGAGAUCGGCGGCGGGGCCCCGGUGCGGCCCUCACCGCGCUCCUGACAGAGGGUGCACGUGCCUCGGACCAGCUGCCCCUGGACGACCAGGCGGCGCACCCGCAGCCUGGCGCCCUGCAGGCUCGCCGCGCCGUCGGGGCACGCGCCGCCCUUCGG
Messenger RNA from Prorocentrum cordatum, 1333 nucleotides. The record is from the annotation of a GenBank genome assembly. NCBI's taxonomy places the organism in Eukaryota, Dinophyceae, Prorocentrales, Prorocentraceae.